UGGUUACAAUCUAGGAAAUCUGUAUAUGUAAUUAUUUCUCUGCUCUUUCAUGGACCCCCACCACCUUCCUUCCUGGCUCUCAUGGCAAUAGAGAGGCCAUGAAAGGAGCAGUUGUCCUUCCAAAUUUGAUGGUUUGUCCUUUUUAAGUACUUGACAAUCGCCUUUUCGACUAUGGUCCAUAUGGGGCACCACAAACUGUAUAGAACCAACCUAACUUACCCAUGACACAAUCAGCAUAUCUUUGUUUGAAGGAGUUCUGUUGUCUCCGGCUUCCUCUUCCCUUGUUUCAGGUUCUUCAGCUACCAUGUCUAUAUUCCAUUUAAUAAUUUUCAUUUGGGUCCGUCUGUCGAUAAGCGACCUUGUCCUUCUUACUUCUGCCUCAUGUUGCCCACACUUUGUUCAACAAACAAGUCGACAGUUCGAGCAGAAAACAGAUCGGUUCUGGGAGUUUCGAGAGCAAUCUAACAGCUGGGUUGAAGUGAAACCUCCUGUUGAUCUUGUAUCUUGUGUUAAUGAUAACUGUACUAAAGUGGGCUUGAUUGAUCAAACAACAAAAGCCAAAGAAGAGGACUUACAAAAAGAAAAAGAUCCUUCUAAACAAAAGAAGCAUUUAAAAACGAAGGAGGGUGAUAUAGGAGAAAUAGAGGAGAACUGUUGGACAGUUUUGCCUCAAAGAAAAAGAAUUUCUUUGACUAAAAUGUCAGAAACAUCCAUUUGGGUCACAGGUGAAAGUGGGUCUAUCUAUGAGAGGUUCUGGAAUGGAGUUCAGUGGGUGAUAGCACCACAUGACUUGCAGAUGUCAGCAGGUCGUGCAAUCUCUGUUUUGAUAGUUAACCAGACAAUUCUUGCUAUCUCAGAAGAAGGAAAUCUAUAUCAGAUGCAACUCGGUGACAGCUCACAGCCAAUUUGGGUGGAGUUCAAACCUGCAUUCAAUCAAAGUACAAAUAAAGAAGCAGAACAGAGUUCAGUAGUUCAAAUAAAGUCUGGUACUGUUACAAAUGAUGGGCUGAGAGUUUAUUUCUGCACCAAGAAUGGCUUGUUGCUGGAACUGAGUGAGGUUGAGCCUCUAAGGUGGGAGAAUCAUGGCCGACCACCAGGAGCAGAUGUUGCAGCAAUAGCUGAUGCGGCGACUGUUAGAACAGAAGUAGUAUAUACAAUAAGCUCUACAGGUGAUCUCUAUGAAUAUGAUAAGAGCUCGAGGCCAUCAUGGAAGAAACAUCUACACAGUGAAGAAACAGCAGAGGAUGGUUCUCUGAUACCAUUAAAGGGGUGUACCAUACAUGGCUUUAGUGGAGAUCACUCUGUGUCCUUGUUUCUGCUAACACAGGGGGGUAUGUUGGUAGAGAGACGACUGCAUCAAAGGAAAUGGAAAUGGAUAAGCCACGGAAGUCCAGAAGCCCAUCACCUCACAUCUAUUACUCCCCCACUGGAAGAUGAGCCAAAAGAAAGGUUCUUGCCAUUGUUUCUCACUACAUCCACUGGAUUGGUUUUUGAGUAUCGAAUACAGAAACAUUCAGGUACAGCUCAAGAGAACCAAAUUUCAGAAGCAUGGCUAAAUCAUAUGCAUCCACCAAACACAAAAGUUGCAAGAGGUAUUGCUGGACUAAAAUUUCAACUUGGCAGGACAAUGUUUGUACUGGAUGAUGGUAGACUUGCAGAGUUACACAUACCUGGCCUAGGUGGUGAAAAUUCAGGACCGACGCAUCAAUUUAACAUGCGAAAGAAAUCAUCAUCUAAGUAUGUUUGGUCAAUAUUGGAUGCCCCUGAGACAGAAGGAUGGAAUGCAGACUAUUGUACAGAAGAACGUGGACCUAUGAAUUGCAUAGCAGGUAUAAAAGAUGAACCAAAUGAUUCAGGAACUACAAGAUUACUGACAAGGAGGAGAAAGGGUAACAAAGCACAACAGGAGUACUUAUCUCUACGCACAUCCAGGAGUAGAUUAGUGAAAACAUCAGAAGAAAAUAAUUUCCCAGACAACUGGAUCAACUCAAACUUCCGAUUAAGGGUGAUGUACGGAGGCAUAUCAUUCUUUGUAAUAACAGAUGGUGGUUUAACCUUCGAAUAUCUUUAUACUGAAAGUGUAUGGCUCUGGUUAAGACAUGAUCAUUCAACACCUAUGAGAGGAGCCCUAGGAAACUACAAUGGAAGUUUAUUUUUUGUUGACAUGUAUGGAACCUUGCUUAUCAGAGAAAGCAGCAACAAUGAGCUAACAUGGAUAAAUUGCACUGCAAUGAGGAAGGGAAGGCAAGUUAUUGGGGGCCCUCCUUGGGAUGGUAUGCCAGGUAAAAAUAUGAAAGUCACAGCAGAAGAUGCACUGUUCUUUGUGAGCAAAAGCGGAAGGCUGCUGCAGUUCACAGUUGCCCUGAGGCAGUUCAAAUGGAAAGAUUGCGGAAACCCUCCAGAAACCAAACUUGCAUGCAUAAUAGAUCAAGAAAUAUUCAGGGAAAAUAUAGUGUUUGUUGUUGGAAGAAAUGGCCGGCUCUACCAGUAUAACAAAGUGACUGAGUUGUGGCAUGAGCAUCACCAAUCUCAGCAUUUGGUUCUGUCCAGGUUGCCAGGAACUGCUAUGAGGCCAUCAUUGUUGUCACUAACAGGCUCACUUUUCAUGCUUUCAGAAGAUGGUGGACUAGUUGAAUAUCACUGGAAUGCAUGGGAUGGUUGGAACUGGGUGGAACACGGCACUCCAUGCAAAGAUGUUACCUUGGUUGGUCCACCCGGCCCAUGUUUCGAAGGCAAUCAACUGUUUUUGAUUGGUUCAGACGGAAACUUAUACCUAAGGUACAUGGACCAAUUGACAUGGAGAUGGAAAAACUGUGGCUUCCCACGUAAUGGAGACAAAGAUCAAACAGAAACGGGAGCCCAUGAUGCACAGCAAGAAGUUUGUAUCGAUAACGAUAUCACAGCUAGUUUAGGUAACAAUAUGGAGAAUCCAAAUGAUCCCCACAGAAACUGUGACCCCAAGGUUGCUGCUACAAGACCAAUUCCAUUCUCUGAAGAUACAGUUAUCUUUGAGCUAAAAGAUGGCAGAUUGGCGGAAAUUCAAAAUGUUGAAGACACGCAAUGGGUUUGGGUACGGAUCAUCGGCACUCCAACAAGCUUAUGCACAGCAAGUUAUUGGACUGCUUUGGCAGCAUGAAAAUUUAUACCCGCAAAAAUAUAUGAGCUUUUUCUUCUUUCUUUUUUACUCUUACGAUUAUUACGUGGCAGCACUGAUUAGAACUUGGGAAUAAAUUUGAAUGUAUAUUAAAAAAUGCACAAAACUACAAAAAUUUACACAUAUAGACAAAUCGUAAUUUUAGAAUUUUACCUUUUCGGAUGCAAAUCUUUUUUUUCGAUUUUGUGUUUAUUUUCUGUCUCUAUUCCAAAAUCAUAUCAUCUACUCCAAUUAUUGAAAUCAAUAUUCUAUCAUAAUUAUAAAUACCAUAAAAUAUAUUAUGAUAUUAAUAAAAAAGGAUAUAUUUAAUUAAAUAUUAAAAAUAAAAUAUAUCAUGUCAGUACAAUUAUAUCAUAACAUAUAUAUAUAUAUAUAUAAUUAUUUUAUAUGUAUAAAUAUUUUUUUUUCAUAACUUAUCUAAUGAAUACUCAAAAUUAAACAAAAAAAAAAGAAACGAAGAGCAGGAAAAAAAAAUCAGAAACCAAGAAAAACCGUCGAGUGUGCCUCCAUUUCUUUGUGGAUUGAAAGUAGAAGAUUGAAGGUAAGGAAGUUUGGUUGAUUGGUGCGAUCUGAUAAAACAUUCUUGCUUCCGACAGAUUUUAGUUUCAAGUCCCUCAGUUUUCUUUUCUUUUCUUUCCUUCCCCUUUCCUCUGUCUUUUUAAUCUCUUUCACGGUUUCUUCCCUUUGAGCAUUUUGAUUCAGAUUUUGAAAGUUCGGUUCCGUGUUUCUCUUCUCUUCGCUUCUUGGAUUCAAGGGAUAGAUGUGUAACUUCUUCGAUUCUGCUCUAUUUCUCUCUCUCUGAAUCCUUUUUUUGGGAUUUUUACAAUGAUAGAAGCUUCUAAUUUAACGUCUUCAAUGGAAUCAUAUUAUCUUUUUUUUUAAAAAAAAAUUACGAUUUUUCUUUGCGUUCAUUCUUACUUAUUUUCUUCUUUUAAAACUUAAAAAGCCAAAAAGUGUCAUCGUUUUCAGGCCUGUUGUUCCUUUUUUUUUUUUCUUGUUUGUCUGCAAAAUCCGUUAACCGAACAUCAAUGGUGGUUUCUGGAGAUAGUACCAGUAGUGGGCUAAAAACGACGACGUUUUGGGGGUGGUUGUUGGUGGGAAUCGGAUCCGUCGUCUUGCCUGGAUUUCUCUUCACUGCUAUGAUCUCGAAGCUUCUUCCGCCGUCAAAUAAUCAUAUUUUUGCAGCCAUCCAAAACGACAGCCAGACAAGAAAUCACCGUCAAGAUCAUUUGGGAUAGUUUGCUUUUAUGAUAUGAGUGUUUCGGAGGUAUUACUGCUACUUGGUGCCCUUGACACUUCCAGUUCUUGUGGUUGCUGUAUAUUUCCAUUGGCUUAGCAUGAAAUUAUUUAAGCAUGCAUGACAUCUGUGGCAACCACCAAUGAGAGGAAGACUGAGGUAGUUUGCUCCAUAAUGGCGACUCUGGACAUAUGAGUGAUAGAGAGUGUUUUUGUUCUUCUUGUUGUUGUUUUCUUGUGUGUGUAAAUAGGAAGUUAGCAGGUAGUAGAGCUAAAUUAGAUGGAACAUAUUAGAGACUCUUAUAAUAAUUCUGUCUUUGCUGUUUGAUAUGUAAGUCUCAUUUGUAGUCACAAUGCAAUGAGAAGCUUUCAUUUGUUUGCUUCAACUGCUUAUAUAUUAAAUCCAAUGCUCCAAAAAGAGUGAUCUUCAGUCCUU
This is a messenger RNA of Theobroma cacao (cacao), 4826 nucleotides long. Lineage: Eukaryota; Viridiplantae; Streptophyta; Magnoliopsida; Malvales; Malvaceae. The record is from RefSeq and is a predicted model, not a curated record.